Molecule: messenger RNA, 1335 nt
Organism: Nicotiana tabacum (common tobacco)
Lineage: Eukaryota; Viridiplantae; Streptophyta; Magnoliopsida; Solanales; Solanaceae
Source: RefSeq, a predicted model, not a curated record
AUUGUGGCAACUGGUAAAUGCGUAAUUGACAGGUUGUGGCUGGACUCUGAGAAUAGGGUAUAUCUUAUUGAAGAGCUUGAUAGGAGAACGGGACAGGGCCAUUCGGCAAUAUCAGUAGAUGAUACAUUGAAGAUCAUAACCUGCAGGGAACAACAGAAGAGGCUAGCUGCACUUCAGACAGAGCUUGGAAAAGCCAGUCAGGAAGGUUUUGUAUCGAAGAAUCUAUUGGAUAACAGUGAGAGGGAUUCAAAGAAAAAGCUUCUAGCUGUUGUAGGUGUCUCAACAAAUUUUGGCAACAAAAAGAACAGAGAUGCGAUCCGCAAAGCAUGGAUGCCUACUGGUGCUGCUCUUAAAAAAUUAGAGGAGGAGAAAGGUAUAGUAAUACGAUUCGUCAUAGGAAGAAGUUCAAGUCGCGGAGACAGUUCAGAUAGAGCCAUUGAUGAUGAGAGCAGGCGUUCCAAUGACUUCAUAAUUAUUAAUGAUCAUGUGGAGUCCCCUCAAGAGCAAGCAAAAAAGACAAAGUUAUUUUUCGUUCAUGCUGCUGAGAAUUGGGAUGCUGAGUUUUAUGCCAAGGUCAACGACAAUAUCUAUGUUAAUAUUGAUGCUGUUGGAGCCGUACUUGCCAGCCAUUUGGAUAAGCCUCGUGUUUACAUAGGGUGUAUGAAAUCUGGCGAAGUCUUUUCACAGCCGGAAAACAAGUGGUAUGAGCCAGAAUGGUGGAAAUUUGGGGAUGGAAAAUCGUACUUCAGGCACGCUUCCGGUGAAAUAUUUGCGAUAUCAAAGGCCUUAGCUCAAUUCAUUUCUAUCAACAGAUCAAUACUUCGCACAUAUGCUCAUGAUGAUGUGAGUGCUGGAUCCUGGUUCAUCGGCCUUGAUGUGAAGCACGUUGAUGAAGGGAAGUUCUGCUGUGCUUCCUGGUCAUCAGGGUCUGUAUGCGCAGCAGCUUGAUUAGAUUGCUGUCUUUAGUAAAUGUGGAGAUCAUUCAUGUCACAAAUCAUUGUGAAGAUCUGUCUUUGGAAGACAGAUCAUCUUUGCCGGAGUUUGCUUUUGCCUUUUGGUGCCUGGGGCAAAGGAGCUCGAAGUUUUUGACUUCAACUGCCAAGAGCUCUAUGGUAGAGAGCACCUUGGUUUCGGACACACCGAGCCCUGGAGGAUUGUACAAAGGGUUUUUGGAGUAUAGGGACUAUAGUCGGAAAAAUUCAUUGUAUGGUGAUUUAUUUACAGAGUGACAUUGUCCAUUAUUUCAUCGUGUACUAUGGAUAUUCCUUUCUGGAAAUAUACAGUUCGGUGAUCCCUUUAGAGUGCGCUUCAAUAGCAAUUUGCAGACAAAAUGAA